This is a messenger RNA of Acanthoscelides obtectus, 333 nucleotides long. Lineage: Eukaryota; Metazoa; Arthropoda; Insecta; Coleoptera; Chrysomelidae. The record is from the annotation of a GenBank genome assembly.
AUGAACCAUACGGAUUUCAGAAAUUAUGAUAUUAAAGACCAAAUGGUAUAUCAUAGUAUCAGUCCAGGAAAAAAAGCACAUGACCCAACAGUAACUAAUUUAAGAGAGAUCCACUAUCAAUCAAAAGGCAAAAUUCAAAUUAAUCUGCAGUUUCAAGAUGAGCUCACCGACCUACCUCAAGGAAUUUUAAAGAAGCCAUGUAUGAUACACCACCAAAGACGUUAUACAGAUGGAUUAAAAAUAUCAAACAAGAAAUAUGACCAUUUGCAAGAUCUGAAAUCUACUCUAGCAGAUGAGGUAUAUAGUUUCUAUGAGAACCUGCCUUAUGAGUAG